GAGAGGAGGCGAGCUCGCACAGUCCCUGUGUCUCUCAAGUCGGCGCCAGUAUCUGCACGAACAUUGGCCAUAAAGUAAAACGACUUUGGUCUCCACGCUGCAUCAACGGAGGAGCAACAACAGCAUAAUUACACGAAUUAUCUUUCUGAUAAAGCCCUGUGAUAACAAAAUGGCCGGCGGACCCAAGCACGCGGCCACUCCGACGACAGCCGCGCCCCACUGGACCCUCCACGUGGUUGGCACGGAGGCGAUGAACCUGAUGCUUGGCGCGCUGGACGGGAGGUUGGCGGAGAGCCGGGACGAGCUGGGCUCCAAGGUCGAGGGCUUGGCGAGGGCCGGCAGGUUGUUCCGGGCAAUCGGGCCGAUCGGCGCGGCGACCGUGGAAGGCCCGACCUUGACCACGGGUUCAACCGCCACAUCGACCGCCGUCGCCUCCGAGGCCGUCGUCAAGGCGCUCCGCUUGCUCGUCAAGGCCCUGGGCCUCUCGGCGGACGUGGAGAGCCGGGCAGAAGAGGCCGUGGCGUUGCGGAAGGUGGCCGCGGUGGUGGCGGCCCUCGCAGAGUGUCUGGGGGAAUCCGAGCGGGGGGACGACGAGAGGAAGAGGGGCGGCGAGGCGCUGGACCUGGCGAUGGCCGUCAAGGUUCUGAGCGCGCUCCAGAAGACGCUGCCCGACCUCCCGGGGGCGGCAGCGGCCGAAGCCGAAGGGCCGGACGCGGGUCCCUUCGGGCCGUCGCCCAAGUGGCGCGUCUACGUGGAUAACGUUCUGUUCGCGCUGCAAACGGGACUGGACCUGGUGGCCGAGCUGAUGGAUAGGUUCGGGUGGAUCCAGUCGGGCAAGUGGCUGCGAGUCGUCGUCAAGGCGAUCUACUUCACGAGAGCGGUCAUCAAACUCACCGAGAGGCCCGGCGGCCCCGGGAUGAUGGCGGGGGCAGCUUUUGGGUCCCAGGUGGGGCUUGGUUAAGCGGCUCGCAGCCUCGCGUCAGGCGUUGGCACGGCCCCACCGCAGUCUAGCUCACGGCAGGGGGCCAGGCGACCUGCCGGUGGCUCUCUUCGUUUAUCACGGACCGUCGGCCGUCCGGUAUUCCACAGCAGCGCACGUUGGAGGCUCUCGAAAUGCGGGCUGCUUAAAAUGUUAUUUUAUCGCUUAAAUGGGACCGUCGUUUUUAAUGAAAAAGGAAUGGAUAAUAAUACAGCGUGACAUGACAAAUGUAAUGUUAAUAGCUUCAAAGGGUCAGAGUCUAUCCCACUUCUUUGGGUCUUUCGGUAAAGUCACGUAGAUAGGUUCAAAGAAAAUAACGAAAACAUAUUUUGGUAUAUUUUUUGGUAAAAAGAGAAUAACAAAAAAAUAUUUUGGUAUAUUUUUUGGUAUAAAGAAAAUAACAAAAAAAUAUUUUGGUA
Molecule: messenger RNA, 1398 nt
Organism: Petromyzon marinus (sea lamprey)
Lineage: Eukaryota; Metazoa; Chordata; Hyperoartia; Petromyzontiformes; Petromyzontidae
Source: RefSeq, a predicted model, not a curated record